AUGGUUAACGAUAUAAGGCUCCUUGGUGAGCACUUUGAUGAGGCAAGAAUUGUGGAAAAGGUCCUCUCCACUUUGUCCGAGAGAUAUGAGGCCAAGAUAUCCUCCUUAGAGGACUCAAGAGACCUUGCUACCAUCUCUUUGACUGAGCUAAUCAACACUUUCUAUGCUCAGGAACAAAGGAGAGCUAGCAGAGCUGAAGAUCACCAGGAAGGUGCAUUCAAUGCCAAGGCCAGAGAAGCCUCGAGCUUCAAAGCUGCAAGAGGCAAAAGGCCUUGGAAAAACAGCCUAAGAUCGACAUCAGAAGGAGUAAUGACCAGCCCUGCAGACAUUGCAAGAGGCCAGGUCAUCCAGAAGACAGAUGCUGGUUUAGGCCAGAUGCAGUAUGCCAACACUGCAAGAAGAAGGGCCAUGUUGAAAGGAUCAAAGGUUGAAGCUCGAGUAGCCGAGGACAAGAGUGACCAAGAAGAACAGUCUUUCUUGCUUUCUCGCUUAGCUGCUCGUAAGAAAUGCUCAAAAGGUCGUUCUUUGGGCGGUGGUUGCACUAACCACAUGUCACCAGAUGCCUCCUUGUUUAAAACCUUGGACGAAGUUAUAAAACCAAGGUCAAGGUUGGAAAUGCUCAACCGCCGAGAAAGGUUAUUCAUUGUGUUCAAGGACAAACAAUGCCACAUUAUCGAUCCAAGUGGAUCAAGCCUUAUGACGAUCACAAUGACCGAUAAAUGCUUUGAGGUUCACUGGGCAAAUGACUCAAACUCAAAGAUACACACCUCUGUUGAUGACUCCAAGCUUUGGCAUCAAAGGCUUGGACAUGCCAACUUCAGAUCAAUGGCUCGAAUGGCCAAAGAGGGUUUGGCGAGAACUUCACCACUCGAUGGAGCAUGA
This is a messenger RNA of Gossypium raimondii (Peruvian cotton), 882 nucleotides long. RefSeq lists its product as uncharacterized. Bases 1 to 882 code for a protein of 293 amino acids. The transcript is spliced from 3 exons. The record is from RefSeq and is a predicted model, not a curated record. NCBI's taxonomy places the organism in Eukaryota, Viridiplantae, Streptophyta, Magnoliopsida, Malvales, Malvaceae.